CUGGGCUUCGUUGUCACUAUUAUAUGUAGCAUUCGGCUCUGCCAGAGACCCCCGGCGAGGUCCAAGGUUCCGGCGAUUCGGCGAAGGGAAGAACGAGAAUAAGAGGAAGAUCCCCAGCUAGAUAGGUUUUCCGAGCACAAAACCGUCCGGUCUGGUGAAGCCUGUUGAGGAUUCUGGGGCUUCUCUUCUCCUGCUUCGUCGGAGGAACAUUUGGUGGGACUGCUGGUGCGCUUGGUGGGAGUUUUUACGGUAGUCCGAUGUGCAUUGUGGGGAGAGAGUAGUGAUUUGGUUGGUAUUCUCUCUUAAGCCUUCUUGGGGGGAUUUUUCUUUCAUAUUCUUUUUGACUGGUGAAAGGGAGGCGUGGAGUUCUUUAGAGCAUUUUCUUCGAGGUACCCUUUUCCCAGUUUUCGUCUUCUGAAGGGAGUUGAAAUCUCUAGUGCAUUUUGAAUGGGUGCCGUCUUGUCAAUGGAUUAUGAGUAGUGGAUAUGCUAAAGAUUGGUGGCGAAUGUUCGGUUCUGAUUUUCUUUGGAUCUUCGUGCAUGUUGUAUUUCAAUAGAAUGUGGGUAGUGGUGAUGCUGAAAAUUGGUGGUGCAUGUGAAUCGGUUGAAGGAAGAAUGUUUGAAGAAACUGUCUUUUGCUGAGAAAAAAGGGAAAUUUGAUUUUCAACACUAAAAUCCUAAUCUGAUAGGUUGAAGGACUUCUGAUACUGCCUUCCAGGGGUGUGUUAGUUUCUUGAGGUCUGGAUUUCCACAAAGCAGUGACGAGAGUGGUUGGAGAGGCAUCGCCUCAAAGACUACAAUGGAGUUCCUGUACCAUUUUCUUGGGGGUCACAGUUCAACUUUUUCGCUCGUUUCUUCUUGGGACAAUGGCCGGAAAAGUGAGGACAAAGACGGAUUGUAUCUGCGUUUGAUUGGUUUUUGAUUUGUUUCUUUUGUUUGUUGACCUGGAGAUUCCGGAGAGCAGUAAAUGGGGUUUCUUUGUUGGCUUGUUAAGUCUGUUGCUCUUCUCUGGAUUUUAUGUGUGUCCACCAGAGCAGAAGUACAAUAUUCGGCAGUCGAUGCUCGAUAUAUGGAUGCACUUUUCCAGGAUCAUGCUUACAAAGCUCUCGUUCAUCCACUCACGGGCAUUACCUACAAUGCAUCUGUUCCUUCAGUUAUCAAUGGUGUAAAAGUAUCGGUUGUUAGGUUCCGCAGUGGUAGUUUGAAGAGCAGGGGAGCUCAAUUAUUCGAAUUUCAUCUCCCGCCUGGAGUUCGUGUGCAACCCUAUGUUCUGCGGCUUGCUUUGGUUUAUCAGAACCUGGGUAACUUGUCUGCCACUUAUUACCGUGCCCCUGGUUAUAGCUUGAUUUCUCCAGUUCUGGGAAUGCUGGCCUAUAAUGCAUCAAACCUUGCUGCUACUAAUUUAUCAGAAUUGAUGUUCAUGGCUACAAGUGAACCAAUCUCCAUCAAUUUCACAACUGUUAAGGUCCCUGAAGGAGCAAGAGCAAAAUGUGUACGAUUUGACUUGAAUGGCUCGUUAGAGUACAGUAAUCUGUCUGCAUCACAGACAUGCUCAACUUUCAAACAGGGUCAUUUUGCAGUGGUUGCUGAGUUAACCCCUUCGGCCUCUGGCCUUUCAACUAACCCAUCUUCAAAUGUGUGGAAGAUCACAGUUGGUUCUGUAAUUGGUGGGUUUGUGGUAAUGGGUGGUCUAAGUGUAUGUGCAAUAGCAUUGUUGAGAGUGAGGAAGACAUCAAGGCUUGCAGCCAUGGAACGGCGGUCUGACCAAGAAGAAUCACUGCGGGUAUCAGAAAUUGGCAGUACUAGAGCGCCAACAGCGCCACGAACUCGGACAUCUCCUGUUUUAGAGAGUGAAUAUGUUUGAUGAUGUUUAAGACCUGCUCAAAUGAUCCGCCUUCAUUAAGUAGUGGUCGUUGUGGCAACAGUUAUUGGUGUGCUUGGUCUCUUUUCUGUAUGGAGUUGUUUCCUGUCUUUGAGAAUUGAGAUCUUUUCUCCUUCCAAUUUCAUAUUACCAUUCAUUCCUAGUCAAUGCUUCUUCUCUCCCAAUUCCUUGAAUUCCACCAAGGAGUGAUUUGUAACAAUUUGCAAGUCCAGAUCAGCUAAUUGUUCUCCGAUAGCAGUAGCUCUGGUAGAUAUUUCGUUGCCUUAGCUAGUAAAAAGCAGGAUGGUGUAUUUCUGGAUUGGUUUUAUCCAUUUGGUAUCUGAAAAGUUUGUCCCUCAAAUGGAGAUGGAUCAAAAGAAGAAAUUUCGAAGUUCCUUUAUGGAAUGUUGGCUCUGCACAUUGAGGCAUUGCAAGAAUCAAUCCGGUUGAUUUUCUUCUAGAUGAGGAUUUCUUGGAGCUGCAACUGUUUGGUUCUGCAAAAGCAGUGCCCGGAGCGAGGCAACACAUUCAUUUUAGGAAGAGCUGGUGAUGUCCAGUAAUUUCAAUUCUUUUUAACUGUUGUAACUUCCUCUGUUGUGUGGUAACAGUUAUGGCUCCAAAAUUGACAGCUUUUUUAGUGCUUUUUCUUUUUAUUUCUUGUUGUUGGUUGUCCUUCUGGCCAUCUGUCUUUAGAAUAAAUAAAAGUUGAGAUUCGGUGGA
Molecule: messenger RNA, 2580 nt
Organism: Nymphaea colorata (pocket water lily)
Lineage: Eukaryota; Viridiplantae; Streptophyta; Magnoliopsida; Nymphaeales; Nymphaeaceae
Exons: 2
Coding region: 967-1863 (298 amino acids)
Cellular component (GO): membrane
Source: RefSeq, a predicted model, not a curated record